GUUACCUAAGCGCUUUCUGAGACAUGCGAUCGGGCCAUUUUCCACUCAGCCCCCUUUCUAUUAAAGAAGAAAAUCAGGAAAAUCAGCGGGGAAGCUAAACACACAAACGCUGCCACAUUCGAAAGAGGACGCUCAGAAGAAGAAGCAAAAAACAACAACAAACGCCUUCCGCACGCGGAUUAUACAGAAUCUGCGGCGCGUGCACACUCCCCCUCUCUGUCCUUGUGCGCGCGCGGAGCGUAUGUUUGUGUUUACAAGUGUUUGAACGAGCGUCACAAACGAGGGAAGAAGGAGGAUACAGCCCAGGGAGAAGGGAUGGUGGACAACUCCAACAGUAGUAAGGCACAAAUGCCCAGCAUGUCUCAAGAUCCUGGUGUAGCCUUUCCUCAAAGCACCUCUACAGGGGGAAUGAAGCUGGAAGCAGUAAUGGAGCAACUCCAACGCCAACAGCAGGCCCGACUGGAAAUGGAGCGCAAGGAGAGGAAACUCAGAGAGGCUCACAUCAUGUAUGCUCAGCAGGUUGCUGCCCAGCAGGCAAUUCUGGCAGCCGCCCGGGCUUCCGGGGCCAGCUUCAUGGGCAAAAGCCUGGCUGGGGGUAUCCCUGGUGGCGGGUUACCACCCCGGGUUUCCAAUCAGAGCAGUGUAGACUCAGAAAGAGAGGAUGAUGAGGACAGAGGCAGGGAUUCUGGGGAUGACGAUGAUGACAAUGAGAUGAUGGAGGGAGAUGAGGGCAGUGAUGAGGACGAGGGAAGUGCCAGUGGUCUGGAGUUCCUCCGCAAGCAGACCCUUGCUUUGCAACAGAGUGCCUCCCGCAUCCCGGCUCGUCCAUUUGGCAGUUACUCAGCUUCAGCCCCUCAGAGGGCUGCAUCGCCACCUAUCAGAGUGAAGCAGGAACCUGACGAGGGCCUGUCUCCUGCAGGGCCUCACUCUGCUGCCUCACCUAAUGGACAGGCGGACUGGGGCUUUGAAGAUCACUUCAGACAGAAUGGGAGUGCAGGCUGGGCAGAUGAGGCUGACAGUAGCAGAGGGAGAGGAGAGGCCUCCAGAGACUUUGCAAAGUUGUAUGAGCUCGACAGUGACCCCAAAAGGAAGGAGUUUUUGGAUGAUCUCUUCACCUUCAUGCAGAAAAGAGGAACCCCUGUCAAUCGUAUCCCCAUCAUGGCCAAGCAGGUCCUGGACCUGUACAUGCUGUACAAGCUGGUGACAGAAAAGGGGGGACUGGUGGAGGUCAUCAACAAGAAGAUCUGGAGAGAAAUCACAAAGGGACUCAACCUGCCUACCUCUAUCACCAGUGCAGCUUUCACCCUGCGCACACAGUACAUGAAAUACCUAUACCCCUACGAGUGUGAGAGGAAAGGCCUCAGUUCACCGAGUGAGCUCCAGGCUGCCAUCGACAGUAACAGACGCGAGGGUCGUCGUCCGAGCUACAGCAGCAGCCUCUUCCGCUUCUCUCCUUCUCCCAGCACAGCUCCUCACAUCCUUUCUCCACCCAAGAUGCACCUUUCGGCUCUGGGAGUGGGUGCAUCGGUGGCCCUCAAUGGCCUACAUGCUUCACCAGGACCUUCUCUGAAAAAAGAAGACCUGACCCCCUCCCUCAUGGCAACCAGGCCCUCCAUGGCACUGGCUCUGGGUCAGCAGCAGGUUGCUGGUUUGGCUAGAGCCGCCACACUGGAGCAGUUGAGAGAAAAGCUGGAGACCGGCGGCGGAGGAGAGGGACCGGAGAGGAAGAUGGCACGUCUGGCAGAAGAACAGCAGCGCCUGAUGCAGCAGGCUUUCCAGCACAACCUGCUGGCCAUGGCCUCCCAAAUGCCUAUGAAUCUGCGCCUGGGAGCGCCCACCAUCACCACCAGAGAGGAGAAGCAGCAGGAUAUGUCUCUGAGCAUCUCGACUAAUGGAAAUGCCAGCAUCACUGUCUCAGUGGAGGUUAAUGGCACGGUCUAUUCAGGAACCCUGUUUGCCCACAAGUCUGGUGGGGCCCCGGGGCCUGCUGUGUCGGCCGCUGCUGCUUCAGCCUCCCCUGCUGGCACCAGCACUAGCUUUGGUUUCUCUGCACCCAUGGCUCAGACCCUCAGCCCUACAUCCUCCUCCUCCUCCAAGGGUCCUGGUUCGGCUGAGCCUGUCCCCAGUGGGUCACCCUGACUCACGCUGCCCUAUGCUCCUGCUCCACAGGCCUCUCUUCCCCCGGGAGACCCCGCAUGAAUAUACAGUACAAUGAGAAACCAAUAAGAAUAACAAACUGUUGCACAACAAAUACCUCAUCAACCCUGUCAACGUCUUGGCUGUCCAAUCAUGAACACAGAGCCUGAGAAUAUUAUAUGAUAACUUGUGCCCAAAUGCACAGCUAUGCAUUUUAUUCAACACACACACUACAAACACACACACACACACACACACACACACAUGCAUACAUACACAGCCACACAAUCCAUGCACAUUUGUUAAUCCUAAUGUACAUGCUAAACACAAUCAGCUCAGCCAAAACCCACUGACAGGUGUAGUCACAACUGAACUUGAAAAGUUUUACCUUAGAACGUUGUUUGUUUGUUUGUUGCCAUUUUGUUGUCUUUUUUUUUGA
Molecule: messenger RNA, 2575 nt
Organism: Solea senegalensis (Senegalese sole)
Lineage: Eukaryota; Metazoa; Chordata; Actinopteri; Pleuronectiformes; Soleidae
Product: AT-rich interactive domain-containing protein 3B-like
Exons: 9
Coding region: 316-2139 (607 amino acids)
Biological process (GO): regulation of transcription by RNA polymerase II
Cellular component (GO): nucleus
Molecular function (GO): DNA binding
Source: RefSeq, a predicted model, not a curated record